Messenger RNA from Didymella exigua CBS 183.55, 1640 nucleotides. RefSeq lists its product as uncharacterized. The transcript is spliced from 2 exons. The coding region runs from base 254 to 1474 and encodes 406 amino acids. The record is from RefSeq and is a predicted model, not a curated record. Lineage: Eukaryota; Fungi; Ascomycota; Dothideomycetes; Pleosporales; Didymellaceae.
CAGUUGUCUGUUCAGCUCAUCAGUAUUUUCAUUGUUGAUGCACCACGAGCAAUCUCAAUAAACAUGUUUCCGCACAAAACUCUCCUCGCAAACUCCCUCUUUUCACUCCCUGCUAUCCAUUGGGCUAGCAAAAGGCCGCAUAUCAUUUCCGAAACGAUGCAUCAUCCUGACCAGUCUCAACCCUGCCCGCUGCAAACACCGUCAAAAUUCGUAAAACCUAAAACUCCCCUAGCAAAGUCGAGCAGGUGUCGAGAUGCCAAAUCUUUUCAAAAACCUGAAGUCUCGCGCCGAGGCACUCUAUCAAUCCGAUGACGAGCACACUACCAUGAAGUACAAGCGGGGCGGGAGGGCCUUCGAGACGCGGACGUUGAACUCCACGGUGCUUCCAGCUGCGUGUCGAGGCCUAUACGCGACACCGACGCAGCGAAGGUGCAUCAAGUCGAAUUCAAACCAGGUCGAACAAUUGAAUCGUACGUGCGAUGAUGAUGAUGACGAUGAUGAUGAUGAUAAUGAAAACGACGCCAUCAUCCGACAUUCCAUGUACCCACAGAUAAAUGGCAAGCGGCGAUCAAAACUGGAAGCCGAGCACCGCAUCCGAACGACGAAGUAUGAUCUAGCUGUGGCUGGUAAGGAGUAUCGUGAGCGUAGGGCAGGCGACGGUUAUCCAGUGCGUCCCAAGCAUUCUCCGCGUCGCGUGCGACGACCGCGGCCAGUGAAGUCUGAGUUCUCGUCCGAUUCUAAUUCUGACACUGACUCUGACGCUGACUCCGACUGUAGCUCCGACGUAAACCCAGAGGGUCGACCGAUUCGCGUGUGCAUGUACCCGCAAGCGAAGUACGUCAAGGAGCCCGUCAUCAAGCCUCCCAUGCCGCGCAUGCCCUCAUAUCGCAACUGGAAGCGCGAAAAUCUUCCUUACGACGAGUUCCAGAUCCUGCACCGACGCCAGGUGAUGCAGCGCGCCCGCGACGUGCUGGAGCCGUACUUCCUCCAUCGCGGCACUAAGGCAAAGAAGGGCCUCGUCGGCCACGGUGAGAUGCAGUGCUUCACCGAGUACCACACUGCGCGGCGACAAACCUCGCGAAUCCAGUACGCGGUGCGCAAGGCGAUGCAAGCGGAUCUGAACCAGUGUAGUCCAGAGUUUGGUCAAGCCAUGACUCGUCGCGCGCAAAAGGAGCGCUUCUGCGAGAUGAGCGAUGUUGAUGGCGUGCCUGUUGACGAGAAGUUGAUGGUGGACUUCAUUAAGGCGCAUCGCAAGUUUCAAGAAAAGGCAUAUACAAUCGAGGAACAAAAGUUGGCCAUGGUUUGGUUCGGUGAACUUGCCCAACGUAGCUCGAUCGACGAGCCUUGUCGAAUUGAUAGCGGGGCUACGAUGCGCGCGCCUCCUGAUCGUUCGGUGCUGAUCAGCCAGUUCGAUUGGAAUAGUAGUGAUGAUGAGUCGGAGGCGCCAAAGCUUUUUGGAAAGAAGAAUCGAUAGGAGGAUAAAAAUCUCAAAAACGCAUCGGGCUGACGGUGAUAGAACGGAGGGAAAUGAUGUCUGCAAAAGUGACGGAAAUUUCAAACUUGGACGUCUGAAUGCUCAUUUACCCAAAAUGCAGUUGCGCGAGUGGUCAGCUCCAAAGGAGCGGUCGUCGAGAUGCGGU